AUGGAUAUUGGACGUUUGGAACCGUUGGAAACGCUCGAGAAGGAUUAUUAUUUAGAUGAACGUAACGGUUGGUAUAGUGAUGGUGAACAAAGAGACAGCGAAAGUUCUGAUGAUGAAUUGCGCGAACAGUUACAAGAAUUAGCUGGCAUGCGGUGCGAAUAUAAAGAUGAGAAACGACAUGAAAAAGUGAAGAAAUGGGAUAAAUUUGAAUUAGAUAUGGAUAGCGAACUAAGUAAAAGUUUUGUCGCGCAUGCAUCGAGAAUAUUCUCUUUAACGAAGAAGGAAAAUGGAGAGGAUUUAGAAAUUGACAACGAAAAUGAAAUGGAUGCAGAUAAUAGUGGUGGUACCCAAACUGCGCAAAAUGAAGCUUCUGCAAAUAGCGGUAUUAUUUCGUCAACGAAUAAGCAGACUUCUUCAAACAAGCGCGUUAAAUCGGUAACUUUCGAAGAUCAACUGAACAAACGUGGAUGUAGCUCAGAAUCUUCUUUUAGUAAUGAUAGCAAUUUGUUACAUAAAGCAGUAAACAAGAUUGCAAAAGCGGCAAAAAGCAAUGCUGAAGUUGAAUUCUACGAUUCGGAUGAAGAUGAAGACAAUGAACGUUGGGUAAGCCGUCAUCGGGAAGAGCUGAAAAUCGGAAAAUCCUUGAACAAUUCUUCUGAAGAAAAUAGAACGACAAAACAAAAAAAGGAUCAGGAUCAUGUAACGGAUGCAGUACUCUCAUGCCCUGCAUGUAUGUCAUUAUUAACAAGAGACUGUCAAAGGCAUGAGAUCUAUCUUAAUCAGUACAGAGCUGUCUUUGUGGAAAAUUGCAAUGUGGUGAAAAAUGAAGUAUUAUUCUUGCCUCAGUCGGGAAAAAAUAAGCGGAAGGCUCGGAAAAAUGCCACAGGAGUUAAACCGAAUAGUAUCGUUGAUCCUGCUGUUAUUACGACGCUUCCGAAAGAAGAUUUAUUUCAUCCAGUGCUUUGUAAAGUUUGCGCCACAAAUAUUGGAGUAUGUAAUUAUGAGGAGGUUUUUCACUUUUUCAAUGUCCUUACUGGUUAUGCUUGA
Molecule: messenger RNA, 1047 nt
Organism: Cercopithifilaria johnstoni
Lineage: Eukaryota; Metazoa; Nematoda; Chromadorea; Rhabditida; Onchocercidae
Source: the annotation of a GenBank genome assembly